CGGGAGAAAACAGGAAAAGAGGGGGCAAGGAAACAUGGCGCUCAUUCCGUCGCAGGUGCUGAGGGUUGCCAUCCUUCUGUCAUAUUUCUCCAUCCUCUGCAACUACAAGGCUAUUGACAUGCCUGCUCAUCAAACGUACGGCGGGAGUUGGAAGUUUCUAACGUUCAUAGACCUGGUGAUCCAGGCUGUGUUCUUCGGUGUCUGUGUGCUGACCGACCUGUCCAGCCUGCUCACUAAAGGCAGUGAGAGCCAGGAGCAGGAGAGACAACUCCGCAAGCUGAUUGGCCUACGAGACUGGAUGAUGUCCGUGCUGGCCUUCCCCAUCGGGGUGUUUGUGGUGACCAUGUUCUGGGCGCUGUACCUGUAUGACAGAGACCUGGUGUAUCCCAGACUUCUGGACAGCUUCAUACCCCAGUGGUUGAACCAUGGCAUGCACACCACGGUUCUGCCCUUUAUCAUCAUCCAGAUGAGGACCACACACCACCAGUAUCCCAGCAGGCCUAGCGGCUUGGCAGCCGUGUGCACCUUCGCAGUAGGAUACGUUGUAUGGAUGUGCUGGGUGCACCAUGUGACGGGGGUGUGGGUGUAUCCCCUGCUGGAGUACAUUGGGCCCCUGGCCAGGGGGCUGUUCUUCUCCUGCCUCAUGCUCCUCCUCUGCCUCUACUACAUCCUGGGGGACAUCCUCAACACCUACAUCUGGGACCCCUCCAGCAGAGGUUGUCUGGACACAGCCAAAGCAAAAGCAGAUUGAGGGCGGCCCGUCAGGCAGUGGAACCCCCUCGCAGAC
Messenger RNA from Hypomesus transpacificus, 787 nucleotides. RefSeq names its product androgen-induced 1 (H. sapiens) (gene aig1). The coding region runs from base 35 to 751 and encodes 238 amino acids. The record is from RefSeq and is a predicted model, not a curated record. The transcript is spliced from 6 exons. Gene Ontology annotation, cellular component: membrane; endomembrane system. NCBI's taxonomy places the organism in Eukaryota, Metazoa, Chordata, Actinopteri, Osmeriformes, Osmeridae.